UACGGCAGGAUGUGAUACGAAAAUGAUAAGAGGGUCAGGUGACCCUUAACACAUGGGACACGGCCAUAAACAUUGGUCACAUGGUGCUACAUUAUGGAACAAUAAAGACAGGAAAAGUCAAUGCUGUCACGUCAUGGAAAAGACCAGUAUUCCCAUUUUCACAUCUAUUACCGGCGAUGGUGAGCCAGUUAGAAAAAUAUUUGUCGGCAACUUAGCACGGAAGACGAAAUACAAAGAUGUUAUAAAAUUAUUUUCCAAGUAUGGAAAAAUUGAGAGUUGCUUUUUACGAAGGAAUACAAGAAACAGAAAUAACUAUGCACUUAUUACGUUUAAUAGUUUAAGUGCAGCUAUAAGAGCCAGAAAUGCUAGAAGAGUAAUAUUGCACAGUAAAAAUUUAAUUAUUGAGGCCGCUAAUCCUUGGCUUCAAGGAAAGUGUGUAAGGAAACGUAAAAAAAAAUGUAACAUAGUGUCAGAUGAGGAUUGGAGAGAAAAUGAAAUUAGUAUCCAAAAAUUAAAUGACGACUGUCUGAUGCACAUUUUUUGUUAUUUGCCAAUUAUGGAUAGGAUCAGAUUAGAAAGAGUGUGCAAGAGGUGGAAAUCAUUAAUUAUAAAUUCAUGGUAUAAUACGAAAAAAUUGGAUUUACGGUCUUGUAUGUCGAGCUCUUUCGCUGACAGAAACAACAGACAUAUGAGUUUAAAUAUGCUUCGUAAAAUAUUAUUCCGAUGUGGUUCAUAUUUAAAUGAAGUAGAUCUGUCCUCUGUGCCGUCUUUUUAUUAUGCAAAUUUAGAAAGAUUAAAAAUUUGUCAUGUUCCACCUACAUCAGAAUUCCUAAUGACAGACACAUUAUAUAUUACGGAAUUAUCCACUCUCAAAGCUCUGACAGUCAGUGAGAACAGUGUAUUUACGGACGAAUUUCUUUCUCGUCUGGUAAUGACAUGCCAGAAUCUCACAUAUCUAGACAUUUCCAAUUGUUCUGGUAUUUCAAACCGUGGCAUGGCCGCUAUAGCAUCUCUUCAGUUAGAAGUGUUAAUAAUGAACAAAAUGCCAAGAGUGACUAAAGUGCGUCUAUGUGACGCAUCCAAUUUAAAAAGGAUAGAAUGUCGCCGUUCGAAAUUUAUGGAUAUAGCGAUAAUUAAUCUUAUUAAGUCCGCGCCGCAAUUGAGUAUGCUAGAUUUAUUAGAAUCCCCAUCUAUUACUAAUAUAACAUUAGAGGAAGCUGCCAGGAUUACGGCCAGUCGAACCAACAAUAUUAUUUUAAAAAUAGUCGUAGGCGGUACCUCAGUGGAUCUUAGUACUUUUAAUAACGUAUCACCGUUUUUAGAAAUAGUAAUUUCACUGUAACAUUUCCACUUGUACUGUAAUAUUUGUAAAUAUUUAUUGUGUAAUUGUACUAUGUAAAUAUGUUAACGAAACACUUUAAAGUGUUGAAAAAAUGAGAAUAACUUUGAUUUAGACAUGUUUAUUUGCACUAACUUUAGAGAUAAAAUCUGAUAGUACUUAUGUCGGUAGACAAACUUUGUGAAUGAUUUUGCAGGAAACGGAAAAAAAAGGGAUGAUAGAUAGUAGUGCGAUCAUAUUAUCUAUAAACGAAGCACAUUAUUACUAUUUUAUACCAUGAUAACUAGUAUUACCAUGUAAAUUUGGACAAACUACGAAAUGUUUCCAUCACAAUUAAAUUUAAGAAUUUAAUGUUCUGUCUAAAUCAAAUUAGUAUUAAUG
Messenger RNA from Frieseomelitta varia, 1720 nucleotides. RefSeq lists its product as uncharacterized. The transcript has 7 exons. Gene Ontology annotation, molecular function: RNA binding; protein binding. The coding region runs from base 53 to 1342 and encodes 429 amino acids. Gene Ontology annotation, cellular component: SCF ubiquitin ligase complex. Lineage: Eukaryota; Metazoa; Arthropoda; Insecta; Hymenoptera; Apidae. Gene Ontology annotation, biological process: SCF-dependent proteasomal ubiquitin-dependent protein catabolic process. The record is from RefSeq and is a predicted model, not a curated record.